Phycodurus eques (leafy seadragon) is the source of this 3933-nucleotide messenger RNA. It is a transcript of the gene gpsm1b, whose product is annotated as G protein signaling modulator 1b. The record is from RefSeq and is a predicted model, not a curated record. The transcript has 15 exons. Gene Ontology annotation, molecular function: GTPase regulator activity; protein binding. Bases 731 to 2650 code for a protein of 639 amino acids. Lineage: Eukaryota; Metazoa; Chordata; Actinopteri; Syngnathiformes; Syngnathidae.
GCUCACCCUUAAAAGUGCUCUUGCUUUGUAGCAAAGCUGUUUUUGUUUUUCCCUCCAUGUGUGGUGUGGAAUUGUAACCGGUUGUCCCGGGCUGAGGAUUAUCAACAGAAUAACGUGCAGAUAGUAAAAAGAGAAGCAGCACAAGAGCUGCUAGCCUGGAUUACUUAAAUAUAUCUUCUGUUGACUUUUAAGUCAUGUUUUUUUGUUUCCGCCAAGAGACAAAACUGUAGUGGCUCUGUCUUGGAAUCUUCCAGACUGGCUGUUUUUAGAACCUGAGAAGCAGAUGUGAUUCUUGGGGCUUGAACUUGCACUUGGAAUUCUGUCAUUGUUUUCUUUUGGACAUUUUGGAUUCUACUGCACUAACCCUGAUGGACACUAUUGGAGUUUCUUCUGUCAUUCAUAUUGUCUGACUGCGUCUCGUGUCUAAUUUAACGCAUCAUCCUGAUGCCAUCAGAGUCAUGCCCUCUCACAGGGGCACAGCGGGCGGUGUGCAGGCUCGUGCACCGCGGACCUAGACCUCAGGCAACGCUCAAACCCUUGCACUUGGAAUUACAGGUGUUUGUGGACAAGACACUUGGCAAGCAAAAACACAGGACAAUUGGAGACCGAAUUGGAGAAGGAAAAGCCAGCGGUAACCUUGGCAACACGCUGAAAGUGCUGUGUCGCUUCGACGAGGCCGCUGUCUGCUGUCAGAGACAUUUGGAUAUCUCUCAAGAGCAAGGCGACAAGGAUGGAGGCCUCCUGCUUGGAGCUGGCCUUGGAAGGGGAGCGCCUGUGCAAGGCGGGAGACUUCAAAGGUGGGACGGCCUUCUUUGAGGCGGCCGUACAGGUUGGCACAGAGGACCUAAAGACCCUCAGCGCCAUCUACAGCCAGCUGGGCAACGCCUACUUCUACCUGAAGGAGUAUGGGAAAGCCCUGGAGUACCACAAGCAUGACCUCACUCUGGCCAGGACAAUUGGAGACCGAAUUGGAGAAGGAAAAGCCAGCGGUAACCUUGGCAACACGCUGAAAGUGCUGUGUCGCUUCGACGAGGCCGCUGUCUGCUGUCAGAGACAUUUGGAUAUCUCUCAAGAGCAAGGCGACAAGGUGGGUGAGGCCCGGGCGCUUUACAACAUCGGUAACGUGUUCCAUGCUAAAGGCAAGCAGAAGUUGUGGGGCUGCACCCAGGAGCCAGGAGACCUGCCCACUGAUGUCAGAGACACACUACAACGUGCGACGAGCUUUUACGAGAUGAAUUUGUGUUUGGUCAAAGAACUGGGUGAUCGCGCUGCUCAAGGCAGAGCGUAUGGAAACCUGGGCAACACGCACUACCUUUUGGGAAACUUUGUGGAAGCCAUCAAGUUCCACAGACAGAGAUUAUCCAUUGCCAAGGAGUUUGGUGACAAAGCGGCCGAGCGACGAGCCUACAGCAAUUUGGGGAACGCUCUGAUAUUCCUGGGACAGUUCAACACAGCCACGGACUACUACAGGAAAACUCUGCAGCUGUCACGGCAGCUGAGGGACCAGGUGAUGGAGGCCCAGGCCUGUUACAGCCUUGGAAACACCUACACACUUUUGCAGCAGUACGACAGAGCUAUAGAGUAUCACCUUAAGCACCUGUAUAUUGCUCAGGAUCUCACAGACAGGGUUGGCGAAGGCCGAGCCUGCUGGAGUCUGGGAAACGCCUACGUGUCUUUAGCCAAUCACAAACAAGCGCUCCACUACGCCCGGAAACAUCUGGAGAUCUCCAAAGAAAUUGGUGACAGGAAUGGUGAGCUGACAGCCAGGAUGAAUGUGGAGCAGCUGAUGGAGGCGAUUGGUGUCAGUGACGGUGACCUUUCACCUUCCAGUUCAGAGUUUGAGAUGCAAGGAGCGAGGCCCAAAUUCACAAAGAGGAACAGCAUGGACAGCGUGGAGCUGUGGAAAUUGUCCUCAUAUAAGAACGGCGAGGGCCACGAGACGGAAAGCAUACCCAGGAGGUCUAAGAGUCAUACGCCACAGACCGGAAAAAGAAAAGGCUAUCCUGACAGCCAGUCGUCUGAUGACAGACCCUGGUUGGACUCUCCUGUGGACGCUGAUGACAUCACUCUACAAGUCCCGCCUCCGGUGCCAAAACUUGGCCGUGACCCUUCCGAUGAGGACUGCUUUUUCGACCUGCUCAGCAAGUUCCAAAGCAGUCGCAUGGAUGACCAGCGCUGUCGCCUCGAUGAACCACACAACGGUGACGGUCAAGACGGUGGAGCCCUGAGUGACAUGAUUGAUGCCUCAGUGACCACCUCCCCCCAGACGGAGGAGCUGUUUGAUUUGAUCGCCAGCUCUCAGAGUCGCCGCCUGGACGACCAGCGCGUCAAUGUGGGGAACCUUCCGGGUCUCAGGAUCACACAGAACAACCUGGGACACCUGGUGGGGGAGGGAGAGCAGGAGCCCGGCGACGACUUCUUCAACAUGCUCAUCAAAUGCCAGUCCUCUCGGAUCGACGACCAGCGGUGUUCCCCGCCCGAAGCAGGCCCCCACGCCCCCACGGUGCCUGACGAGGACUUCUUCAGUUUAAUUCAACGGGUGCAGGCCAAGCGCAUGGACGAGCAGCGCGUCCACCUGUCCAACGAUGAACAGGAUAGCCCGGGAGAGGAGUCGCCUGAUCUUGAGCCGCCCGGCGGGUUCCCCAGCUAGGGACGCGGGUGAAGCAGGGUCCCCCAUCCCAUAAGACGAUAAUAAACGCGUGUCAAGGCAGGCUGCUUGCUAGCAAAAAUGUCCACGUGCAACAGGUGGUACCAUUUCACUCAUAUGUGUAAAUAUAAUGGUGAAACAUGUUGCAUUUUUGCACGAUCAUGGAAUUUCUUAAUCUUAAACUGCCAUCACUCUUAAUAAUAUAACAUGAGAAGUGAUGCCUUAAUCAGCAUUUUCUUUUCCUAGACUCAAGAUUGUACUUGUAGAAGCACACCAACUCUUUACGACUCAUUUGAAUUCCAGCGCUUCAUGAUUUUGCUCUGAAAUCUAAGAGCUGAUUUUUAUGGAAAUUAGUAACACAUUUGAUCAAUUACAUUAUUAGUAUUAUUUUUUUCAGUUUUUAUAUUGUGGGCAACAUGGUGGAUGAGUGCGUCUGCCUCACAGUUAUGAGGUUUGAGAUAUGAAUCUCAGCUCUGGACUUCCUGUGUGGGGUUUGCAUGUUCUGCCCAUGCAUGUGUGGGCUUCCUCCCAGAUUCCAAAAAAACAUGUGCAUGUGAGGUUCAUUGAAUACUCUAAAUUGUGUGAAUGUGAGUGUGAACGCUUGUUUGUCUAUAUGAGCCCUGCGAUUGCAUUUUUGUUUUGUUAAAAACAAGUAUACAUGCCAAAUCUUGUUUUUAUUAAUUUUUAAGCAAAAAAAAAAAAAAAAAAUGCUUGAAUGAUUGCUUCUUUAUGCAUUCAUACAAGACGUGUUACUGAUGUUCACUGACGGUAUUACUGUAGUUAAUACUAUGCAGAGGUGAAAUUUGAAAUUUUGUGAUGCUGAGUAUUAACAUAAUAAUGCAAACAAACAAGUGAGAUUACUGAACAAAUAGUGCAGUACGGUAUUUUGAAAGGUGUUUUCCAGGCCACAGUUGACACGUAUGACAUACUGACCCCAUGUGGUGAAAGCACUGUACCUCUGCAAUUCCAUGUAUUGGGAGUAUUCCUUCUUUUUCUUCCCCUGUCCACAGUAAGAGUAAUACUUUAGUCAUAUUGCACUUGACCCAUGCUGAAAAAAAAAAAAUUCAUUUUUGUGAAUUACACAAAGAAGGGCUGUGAGAAGUUUGCAGCGGAAGCGCCAUGACGUAGAGACGAGUCGGUUAAAGAUGUUUGUAAGCGCUCAAUGCUGUCAUAAAGUUUAAUGGUACGAAAAUGGUUAAUAUGAUCCAGAUACAAUAUUUUCUUUUUUUUUAUUAUUAUUAUUUUUUUUUAAUAUAUAUAUAUAUAUAUAUAUAUAUAUAUAUAUA